Messenger RNA from Fundulus heteroclitus (mummichog), 5447 nucleotides. Its product is annotated as potassium voltage-gated channel subfamily D member 3. The coding region runs from base 470 to 2416 and encodes 648 amino acids. The transcript is spliced from 7 exons. Gene Ontology annotation, molecular function: protein binding; A-type (transient outward) potassium channel activity. The record is from RefSeq and is a predicted model, not a curated record. Gene Ontology annotation, biological process: protein homooligomerization; potassium ion export across plasma membrane. Gene Ontology annotation, cellular component: membrane; neuronal cell body; voltage-gated potassium channel complex. NCBI's taxonomy places the organism in Eukaryota, Metazoa, Chordata, Actinopteri, Cyprinodontiformes, Fundulidae.
CUCAGUGAGCGAGGCGCACAUUAUACUCUGAGCUGGAGAGAAGAGGACGCGCCGCUCCUCUCCAUCACAUUUCACUUUCCAAACACUGACGGGAGAACAAAGGAGCCACCAUGUAGAGUCCGCCAGGUAACGCUCGCAUUUUUUUGUCGGAUCAGAACCCUUUUUCUUCUUCUAAGUGAUCACUGACAGCGCGGCUUAGGAAGGGUGUCCGCGGCAGUUUAUCGAUCCAUCCAUCCUGGAGGAGACGCGCUGCUCGUUGGAUGGAUGCGGGCUCCCGCCGUCUCUCUCUCUCUCUCUCUCUCUCUCUCUCUCUCUCUCUCUCUCUCUCUCUGACACCUGCGGACUCGGUGUUCAUUAAAACUCUCGUGUUUCGGCUUUAAGGGGACUUCAUCUUCAGUUCUGUGGGUGCUAGUUCCUUCUGAGAGCAGUGACAUCUAAAGGAAGCCUUCGUCCAACCUUCUCCUUCGUAAUGGCAACAGGAGUAGCAGCAUGGCUUCCUUUUGCCAGGGCUGCGGCCAUUGGCUGGAUGCCCGUAGCCACCUGCCCCAUGCCCGUCGCCCCGAGAGACAACAGCAAAAAACAAGAUGAGCUGAUCAUCCUCAAUGUCAGCGGCCGCCGUUUUCAAACUUGGAGAACGACUUUGGAUCGAUACCCUGACACCUUGUUGGGCAGCUCAGAGAAGGACUUCUUCUACAACGAGGAUACUAAGGAGUAUUUCUUUGACCGAGACCCCGACGCCUUCAGGAGCAUCCUCAACUUCUACCGAACGGGAAAGCUCCACUACCCGCGCCAUGAGUGCAUCUCGGCCUACGAUGAGGAGCUGACGUUCUUCGGCAUCAUACCUGAGAUCAUCGGUGACUGCUGCUAUGAAGAGUACAAGGACAGAAAGAGGGAGAACUUGGAGCGUCUGCAAGAUGACCAGGAGGAGAAUAAGGACCUGAAGCUGCCCAACUUGAACUUCAGAGAGACUAUGUGGCGUGCCUUUGAGAAUCCCCACACCUCCACCUUGGCGCUGGUCUUCUACUAUGUCACCGGCUUCUUCAUUGCCAUCUCAGUCAUCACCAACGUGGUGGAGACCGUGCCCUGCAGUUCUACCACCAACCAAAAAGACAUGCCCUGCGGUGAACGCUACACCGUGGCGUUCUUCUGCAUAGACACCGCCUGCGUCAUGAUAUUCACCGUGGAGUACCUGCUACGCCUGUUCGCUGCACCCAGCCGCUACCGCUUCAUGCGCUCCGUGAUGAGCAUCAUCGACGUGGUGGCCAUCUUGCCGUACUACAUUGGGCUUGUGAUGACCGACAACGAGGACGUGAGCGGCGCCUUUGUGACUCUGCGGGUUUUCCGAGUGUUUCGCAUUUUCAAGUUCUCCCGCCACUCCCAGGGUCUUCGAAUCCUGGGCUAUACGUUGAAGAGCUGCGCCUCGGAGCUGGGCUUUCUCCUCUUCUCACUCACCAUGGCCAUCAUCAUCUUCGCCACAGUCAUGUUUUAUGCAGAGAAGGGCUCCAGCUCCACCAAGUUUACCAGCAUCCCAGCUUCAUUCUGGUACACCAUUGUCACCAUGACUACAUUAGGGUAUGGAGACAUGGUUCCAAAGACUAUUGCUGGAAAGAUCUUUGGCUCCAUCUGUUCCCUGAGUGGCGUGCUGGUGAUCGCUCUGCCCGUCCCCGUCAUUGUGUCCAACUUCAGCCGCAUCUACCACCAGAACCAGAGGGCGGACAAACGUCGAGCUCAGAAGAAAACCAGGCUGGCCAGGAUAAAAAUUGCCAAGUCGGGCAGCGCCAACGCCUUCCUCCAGAGCAAACACAACGGACUCCUUAACGAACUGCUGGAGCUGACGGGUUCAGAAGAGGAUGAGCAGAAGCUGAUAAAGUCCACGUCUCUGUUAGAGAGCCAACACCACCACCUGCUGCACUGUCUGGAGAAAACUACAGCCCAUGAGUUUGUGGACGAGCAGGUGUACGAGCAGAACUGUUUGAAAACAGCAUUGCAGACCUAUCCAUCACAUAGUCCGUCGAUAGCGAGCCACGACAGUCCUGCAGUCAGCUGCUGCUGCACAAGUGGAAAGAAAAACACUCCGCUGCCCAACGCCAGCCUGUCCCCCGCAAACCCGGUCCCGUCACACCGAGGCCCGCCACAGGAGCUCUGCGCCCUUCACAUACAGGCCAGUGACCCAAUGUCACAAAUAAGCAGCCGUUCAAACCUCAAUUUGAGAACUAAUGAGAGCAACAGGGUCAACUGCAAAAGCGGCCGCAUCACCACAGCCAUCAUCAGCCUCCCCACACCUCCUGCUUUAACCCCGGACGCCGACGGCCUCCACGGGCCGCCGCAGAGGAGGCCACCGCCGCCUCUGGGUCCCAGCAUCCAGACCACAACAAGCUCAGCUGGCACCAACAUCGUCAAAGUCUCAGCUUUGUGAUUCCCAGCCGGUCCGAUCCAAACUUUACUCAGCAGGAAGCAGAGAAGGGACAGAGGAGGUAACACAACAGUUGUUGCUUGAAUGCACUGUGCCCCCUGCUCACAGUGUCAGCGAUCACAGAGCUCUGCUGCCAGAAUCGUGGAGACGUCAAUGGUGAACUUCAGAAAUUCGAACUGAGAAUGUCGCACUUGUCAUUUUUGAGUAUGUACUGUAGAUUUGGAGAGACUUGCUGCAUUUCUAGUAGUUUCUAAACGCAGAUGUCUUUCAGGUUAAAAAAAAAAAAAAGAAAGAACAAAAGUUGUGCAGUUAGAGUCUCAACACAGGCUGACAACAUGCCGCAAACUGUAAGGUUAAAAUGAAGUCAUCACAAUAAUAUCUGUUGGCUUUAAAUAUUGAAGACAGAUAAAUAUGUUGAUUGUGUUUCCUGUAAUUUUAUUGCUCUUGUUUGUGCUUUGUGUUGUUGUGUUGAAGUACUUUUGGGAUCAGAGACGCAUUGAACAUUUCCUUUAGUCUUUGACUUCACUUUUCCCAAAACUGCCGAAUGUCAAAAGAAAUGUGCGGAGAAUUAAAACUGUGACUUUGUGUUGCUAAAUGCUGAAAUCUACCCAGGAGUUUUAGUUAGAGGUUCUGGCUGUUUAAGGGACUCGUCCCAGUCGAGUGGCUGUCAGACUCACGACGAAGCGUGUAAGACAGUGUUAUGGUAUACAAUGCUGAGAAAAAGUUUCUGCCCCUUAACAGAUCUCUUCUAUUUUUGCUAUUUAAACACAUCUCAAAAACAAAGAUAACAUGAGUAAAUAGGAAAAACAAUUGCCGCCUAAACAUAAUUGCUGUCUGUGCCACCCUUGGCAACAACUACUGCCUACUGGGAGAAACCUUGGUUUUCAGAAGUAUUUUAAUUCAGCCACAUUGGGGUUUUCUUUAAGCAUGAAUUUACCUAUUUAAGGUGAUGCCAAAGCAUCUGAAAAGGAUUUAAGUUGGGUUAACUAUGUCAGUCCUAUACCUUAAUUUAGUUUUUUGUUGUUUUUUUAUGAGCAAUUCAGCUCCCAAGCAAGGUGGAGUUUAAGGCUGCAUGGCAUUCUGCUAAAAAAAAACAGAUUUCAUCUUUCCAUCCAUUAUGGCAAGUCAUAAUGGAUCUCUCUUAUCAGUCCACGGAAUAUUUUUCUAAGUCAAGAUGAUCAUUUAGAUAGUUUUUUUCUUUCUUUUUUAGCUGAUAAGAUGGGCCCUUGCAAUGUUUUUGCCUUAAAACUCUUCCAUGGAUAUCAAUUGGAGUUAGGUUUUUUUUUAAUCAUAAACUCUGACCCUAACUGAGUUAAGGGAGGUCUGCAGUGCUUUGGAUUUGGGCGAGUUGUCUGUGCUCUUUGAGGAAUUUUGGUAGUUGAGGCAUGAUGUGUCGCUUUUUGAGGAUCUUUUAGCUUUUCUGCUACUUCAUGUUCUAUCAACGUGAUUUUUCGUUCCCAUAGGUCUGGCAGUAAUCGGGCAUGCGUGUGGCUUUUGAAAUUUAACAGUUUCCCAAAAAAGGGGGUCAUGGUUUAACAAAGGGGUCAGUUACUUUUAGACUUUCACACGAGGCCAGGUCGUUUUGGAUCACUUGAUAUAUAAAUCGUAAUUUCAAAAUGCCACUUUCUAUUUGCUGAGGUUAUCUUUGUCUGAUUUUAUCAAAAAAAGUUUUCACAAUUCAAAACGUUUAGAUGUGACAAAAGAUAUUUUAAAACCUACAGAAGAAAUCCACAUAGGGGACAAUACUAUUUCUAAGCAGUGUAGCUCUUUUUUGACGAAUGUUUCAUACAUUUGUAAGAAAAUUUUAAAAGGGAAAUAUGGGAUAAAAAUAUUUUAAAGGUGCAAAAAGCUGUUUAUGCAAUUAUUCUUACAAAUUAUUGUUCUAAGAUAACUAAACGAUGAUCAGCAGCGAUCCACAAAUUUUUAAAAAGAAUGUACCAACUUGUUGAUCUGAUUUGUACUCUCAAAUGAAUAUGUGAAUGUGAGAUUGUGGAUUAUUACCAACCUGGCAUACAUAGAAAUACGAUUAUAUAAUCUUAUGUAAAUCAGAGGGAAAUCUGACAUGAAUGUUUAUGUGAACUUUUUCAAUCUUUAUGUCUUUUUUAACCUUUAAAGUCAAAGCACCAAGACCUGCAAAGUGAACAUAAAGGAAUCUCUGCAGGAGGUGAGAACAAUCUGGAAAAAAUUCAGAGGCAACGUUUUUCAUUUUUUGCAGUGACACAAAUGAUACAUUUUGUGACUUCAGCAUUUCUGCUUGUUUCUGUAAUGUGCUGAAAAGUAACUUACUGCAAUUUCAUGUUUAUGUUUUAAGAGCCAGUGUCCACAGAGUUUUCUUGCAGUUCUCUCACCCCUGCUGGAUGCCUACUGCUGAUCAAAAUCCUGACUUUUGAUGAGCCAUUCUCUAAUUAGUGCUUAAUGUUGAUGGCUUCUUGCUAUCCAUUAAUUUAUGUUCUGGGCUUUAUACUCCAUCAUGCUGAAAGAAAUACAUAUAACAUCACCAAAACGUGCCUGGAUUGCUGGAAGAAGUUACUUAUGGAGGACAUUUUAUUACAAUUCUUUAUUCACAGUAGUGCUUUCAUCAGGACUGCAAAAAAGCCCACUUCCUGGGUGACAAGUGCCCACACACAGAUUGUCAGGAUGCUUCACUGUGGGCACAACACAGCACUCCAGGUGGCUUUCGCUGAUUUUCCAGAUGUCCCAAACAAUGUGUUGCAGAACAUUUAACAGAACGUAAUUCUGAACCUGUCUUUUGCUGAUAUAUUUUGUAUUUUGCUGAUUUUUAGUCUUUCUGAGAUGUUUAUCUUGAACAGAAGUGGCAACAAGAGAUGAUUCUGGUGCUUGUUGGACAGUAGUGGAUGUCCUGAAACCUUGACUAUACUGCCAAACCUCUCAGAAGAGAGUUCUUGAAGAUCCAGAAACCAAUUCUUUUAAAUGCAAAACUCUCAAUUUUCCUGCACGUGGGAAAAUUUUCAUUCAAUUCAAUUUUAUUUAUAUAGCGCCAAUUCAUGAAACAUGUCAUCUCAAGGCACUUUCC